CGGGUUUUUUUUUCCUCCUCUUUCUCUCCUGCCGGCUCGCCCUUUCCCUCCCCCUCUCCACCCACGCCCUCCCCGCCAGAGCGAGCCACGGGACAUUUUAUGUUUGUUUUCCUGCUCGGGGGGCGUGUGGCUUUUUUCCCUCCUCACCCGCAGAAAGAGAACAAGCGUUUCCGAGUGCGAGCGGCGCCACUUGCCCCAGUUUUCAUGCGAGGUUUUGGGUCAUGAUCACAUCGCCCUCGCUUUCUGCUAUAAGAAGUAGUAAGCGCAGCAGCAGCCUCAGCGAGCCCGGAGGCAGCCCCCGCCGCAGCCGCAGCGCCGCCGACCUCGCCGGGCCGAACGGGCACGCUGGGAAUAACGGCAGCGGCGCGGCCGCCAAGCCCUGCUUCCACGCCGUCCCCCCCUCGGACCCGCUACGCCAAGCCAACCGCCUUCCCAUCAAAGUCCUGAAAAUGCUCACGGCGCGGACUGGACACAUUUUACACCCCGAAUACCUGCAGCCUUUACCCUCCACGCCCGUCAGCCCCAUCGAGCUGGAUGCGAAGAAGAGCCCUCUGGCCCUUUUGGCACAAACUUGCUCGCAGAUAGGGAAGCCGGACCCGUCCCCUUCUUCCAAACUCUCCUCGGUCACCUCCAAUGGCUCCGGAGGCGACAAGGACUCCAAGUCGGGCCCCUUGAAGCUCAGCGACAUCGGCGUGGAGGACAAGUCGAGCUUCAAGCCGUACUCCAAGCCGGGUACGGAGAAGAAGGAGCCGGGGGCAGCGGGCUGCGCGGGCGCCCCCGCCGCGGGGGUCGCGGCCGGGGAGAAAUCGGGAUUCCGGGUGCCGAGCGCCACCUGCCAGCCGUUCACCCCAAGGACAGGCAGCCCCAACUCAAGCGCCUCCGCCUGCUCGCCGGGGCUGCUGCCGGCCGAGGGCAAAGGCGGAGAGGACAAGAAGGACUCAGAGGGCUGCGGAAAGAGCGGCAGCUCCGGCUCAGAGGGAGGCCCGGGCGCCACCAGCAUCAGUCACAGCCGGAUUAGCGUGAGCUGUGCUGGGAUUAACGUGGAGGUCAAUCAGCACCAGGAGAACACACCGGGCUCCAAGCCCAUCGCCUCGGACUCCGCCUCCUCCUGCAGCAGUACCACCGCCACCUCCUCCACCUCCGUCCUGGGCUCCGGCCUCGUGGCCCCCGUCUCCCCUUACAAGCCGGGCCAGACCGUCUUCCCCCUGCCCCCGGCGGGCAUGAGCUACCCGGGGACGCUGGCUGGAGCCUAUGCCGGCUAUCCCCCCCAGUUCCUGCCGCACGGAGUGGCACUGGACCCCACCAAAUCCUCCAGCUUGGUGGGAGCCCAGCUGGCCGCCGCCAGCAGCCUGGGCUGCAGCAAGCCGGCGGGGUCGAGCCCGUUGGCGGGCGCGUCGCCGCCGUCUGUGAUGACGGCGAGCCUGUGCCGAGACCCGUACUGCCUGAGCUACCACUGCGCCAGCCACCUGGCAGGGGCCACCGGCGCCUCCUGCGCCCACGACCAGGCCCUCAAGUCCGGAUACCCCCUCGUCUACCCUACCCACCCUUUGCACAGCGUCCACUCCUCGCUGACCGGCGCCACGCCGCCUUCCCUGGCCGGCCACCCUUUGUACCCCUACGGCUUCAUGCUCCCUAACGACCCCCAGCCACACAUCUGCAACUGGGUGUCGGCCAACGGACCGUGCGACAAGCGCUUUGCCACCUCGGAGGAACUGCUUAGCCACUUGCGGACCCAUACUGCCUUCCCGGGCACCGAUAAACUCCUCUCCAGCUACCCCAGCUCCUCCUCGCUGGCCAGCGCAGCGGCCGCGGCCAUGGCGUGCCACAUGCACAUCCCCACAACGGGCGCCCCAGGCAGCCCGGGCACACUGGCCCUGCGCAGCCCGCACCACGCGCUGGGACUCGGCAGCCGCUACCACCCCUACUCCAAGAGCCCCCUGCCCACCCCCGGGGCCCCCGUGCCCGUGCCCGCUGCCACCGGACCCUACUACUCCCCUUACGCACUCUAUGGGCAGAGACUCACCACAGCUUCGGCACUGGGGUACCAGUGAGCGCAGGAAGCGGGGCUUUGACACACAACAGAGUUUAGCGGUGAGGGAAGGAAGCCCUGCAAAACUUUAUAAAAGUUGGAAAGAAAAAAAUAAAUCUGACUUUUUACAAAAUAGUGUUCAUUUGAGGACUGGAUCCAUGGGCACUGUAUUUAUUUAUGUUAGCUUCAAGCGGGACAACGAAUCAUAAAGUGCAUUACUUAACUGAGCUCAAUAGGGAAAAGUGGACACCCGUUGUAGAAUAUAAAUAAAAAGAUAGAGGUCUUCUCUUUAAUGUUACUUUAAAAUUGCUAUGAUUGUAUUGUACGUUCUUAUUUAAUGUCUCAUUGAAACAAAAAAAUUUACAUGCAUGUUUGUUACUAAAAAACAACUCGCAAUUUGUCAGUUAUAAUUUCAAAUUGCAAUUAUUUUUAAGGUGUAUACCCUUGAAAGAGAAUUGGUAUUUUUUUGUAUGUAUUCUGGAAGAAAAAACAAAAACAAUUCUAUUCCAAAAACCUCAUUUGCCUUAUUUUGUUCUUUAAAAGGAACACUUAACUAUUUUUAAUUUUUAAGUCCACCCUGUAAAAAGGGUUAAGUAAGGUUUACGUCAUGUACUAAAAUAGACAAUGUAUCGCUUUAAAGAUUAAAAUUCCGUAUAUUUGAUGUAUUAAAAGGUUAUACUUUUUUUUUAA
This is a messenger RNA of Apus apus (common swift), 2719 nucleotides long. RefSeq names its product zinc finger protein 503 (gene ZNF503). Lineage: Eukaryota; Metazoa; Chordata; Aves; Apodiformes; Apodidae. The record is from RefSeq and is a predicted model, not a curated record. Gene Ontology annotation, biological process: negative regulation of DNA-templated transcription. The transcript has 2 exons. Gene Ontology annotation, cellular component: nucleus. The coding region runs from base 222 to 2051 and encodes 609 amino acids.